CAGCAGAUGUCUGACCUGCUCCCACUGCUCCCAGUCCUGGACCAGUUCCGCUCGGAUUCGCGGCUGAUCGCGGCGCUGAGGGCGGAGGUGGCCAACGUGUCCCUGGAGCUCGGGUGGCCCUGCAGGGAGGAGUUGGGGCCUUCGACUCACGAGGAGCUCCAGCAGCGGCUCCUGCUGCUCCAGGCCCGGCUCCACGCCUGCCUCCAGAGGCUGGGCUGUGGGAAGCUGACCGGGGUCAGCAACCCCAUCACCGUCCGCGCCUCCGGCUCGCGCUUCGGCUCCUGGAUGAGCGACACCGUCACCCCCAGCGCCGACAGCCGGGUGUGGUACAUGGACGGCUACCUCCGCGGCCGCCGCGUGCUGGAGUUCCGCACCCUCGACGACUUCGUGGCGGGGCAGAACUUCAUCCAGCACCUCCUGCCCCACCCCUGGGCGGGCACGGGGCACGUGGUGUUCAACGGCUCCCUCUUCUACAACAAAUACCAGAGCAACGUGGCCGUCAAAUACCACUUUGGCUCCCGCAGCGCCCUCGUCCAGCGCAGCCUCCCCGGCGCCGGCUACAACAACACCUUCCCCUACUCCUGGGGCGGCUUCUCCGACAUCGACUUCAUGGCCGACGAGAGCGGCCUCUGGGCCGUCUACACCACCCAGCAGAACGCGGGCAACAUCGUGCUCAGCAGGCUGGACCCGCACAGCCUCGAGGUGCUGCGCUCCUGGGACACCGGGUACCCCAAGCGCAGCGCCGGCGAGUCCUUCCUCAUCUGCGGGACCCUCUACGUCACCAACUCCCACCUGGCGGGGGCCAAGGUCUACUUCGCCUACGACACCGGCAGCUCCAGCUCCGAGCACACCGACAUCCCCUUCCACAACCAGUACUCCCACAUCUCCAUGCUGGACUACAACCCCCGCCAGAGGGUCCUCUACACCUGGAACAACGGCCACCAGGUCGUCUACAACGUCACGCUCUUCCACGUCGUCAACACCAGCGGGGACAUCUGAGCAUUGGGGGUGGAUUUGGGGGUUCCACGCUGGGUUUGGCUCCAGGAGCUGCUGAUUCCACCCCAGAUCCAGCUCUGAUUCCAGGCUGGGUUUGGCUCCAGGAGCUGCUGAUUCCAUCCCUGAUCCAGCUCUGAUCCCAUCCUGGAUCCAGCUCUGAUUCCACCCUGGAUGCAUCUCCAGGAGAUUCUGAUUCCCCCCCGGAUCCAGCUCUGAUUCCAUCCUGGAAUUCCACCCUGAUUCCACUCUGGAUGCUUCUGCAGGAGCUUCUGAUUCCACCCCAGAUCCAGCUCUGAUUCCACUCUGGAUCCACCUCCAGGAGCUUCUGAUUCCAUCCCAGAUCCAGCUCUGAUUCCACUCUGGAUCCUCCACUCUGGAUCCACCUCCAGGAGCUUCUGAUUCCACCCCAGAUCCAGCUCUGAUUCCACCCCAGAUCCAGCUCUGAUUCCACUCUGGAUCCAUCAGUGGCUCCUCCAGCUCCGAGCACACCGACAUCCCCUUCCACAACCAGUACUCCCACAUCUCCAUGCUGGACUACAACCCCCGCCAGAGGGUCCUCUACACCUGGAACAACGGCCACCAGGUCGUCUACAACGUCACGCUCUUCCACGUCGUCAACACCAGCGGGGACAUCUGAGACUUGGGGGGUGGAGAAGGGUGGGUUUGGCUCCAGGGAGCUGCUGAUUCCAUCCCUGAUCCAGCUCUGAUUCCCUCCUGGAUCCAGCUCUGAUUCCACUCUGGAUGCAUCUGCAGGAGCUUCUGAUUCCACCCCAGAUCCAGCUCUGAUUCCAGGCUGGGUUUGGCUCCAGGAAGUUCUGAUUUCACCCCAGAUCCAGCUCUGAUUCCACCCCAGAUCCAGCUCUGAUUCCAGGCUGGGUUUGGCUCCAGGAA
Molecule: messenger RNA, 1887 nt
Organism: Myiozetetes cayanensis
Lineage: Eukaryota; Metazoa; Chordata; Aves; Passeriformes; Tyrannidae
Product: noelin-2-like
Exons: 4
Biological process (GO): signal transduction
Source: RefSeq, a predicted model, not a curated record